Messenger RNA from Metarhizium brunneum ARSEF 3297, 1692 nucleotides. RefSeq names its product Efflux pump vrtL. Gene Ontology annotation, biological process: transmembrane transport. Gene Ontology annotation, molecular function: transmembrane transporter activity. The record is from RefSeq and is a predicted model, not a curated record. NCBI's taxonomy places the organism in Eukaryota, Fungi, Ascomycota, Sordariomycetes, Hypocreales, Clavicipitaceae.
AUGACGGGGAACAGCUCUCCGGACACUCCAGACAUGUUUGACGAUGAAAAGCACGAACGGCCUGCUGUCUUGACGGAGUCGGAAGAUGGUUCGUCGGACCACGAAACUGAGCGCGAGAGACGUUCAUUAUCAAGGGUUGGGUCGGCGAGAUCGGGGCGUUCGCUCACGACAGUGGUUUCAGAAGUGAGGGACGGGAUCCAGAACCAGCGGGAUUUGGAGCGUGGAAACAGUGAGGACGUUAACAAUGCCCGUGCUGGGGAGAAUGACGAGCCCAAAGACCCGAACCUGGUGGCGUGGGAUGGGCCAAAUGACGCGCAAAAUCCAAAGAUGUGGCCGCAUAGGAGGAAGUGGGCGGCUGUCAUAUGCGUGUCCUUCUUCACGCUCAUAUCGCCCGUUGCCUCGUCAAUGGUAGCCCCCGACCUCGAAGCCAUUGGCAAGGAACUCAACAUUGAGAGCCAGCUGGAGCGGGCGCUGGUCCUGUCCAUCUUCGUUGCGGCAUACGCACUCGGUCCCCUGGGCUGGGGUCCUCUCUCGGAGCUGUACGGGCGAGUCAUCGUCAUACAGAGCUCCAACAUUGUCUUUCUCCUGUUCAACCUGGGCUGCGGCCUUGCCAAGACAGAAGGGCAGAUGAUUGCCUUUCGAUUCCUCGGCGGCAUAGGCGGCUCAGCACCGCUGGCGAUCGGCGGCGGCGUCCUGAGCGACUUGUUCACGGCCGAGGAGAGAGGCCGAGCCAUCAGCAUCUAUUCCCUCAUGCCGCUUCUCGGGCCGGCCGUUGGUCCUGUGGCGGGCGGAUGGAUUGCAGAGCGCACGACGUGGCGCUGGGUGUUUUACAGCACGACGAUUGCCUGCGGCAUCAUCCAGGUCUUCGGCCUGUUCUUCCUCCAGGAGACGUAUGCGCCCGUGCUUCUGCACCGCAAGAAGUUGCGUCUCGUCAAGGAGACUGGCAACACGAAGCUGCACACCGAGUUUGACCGUCCAGACCGGACCUUGCUCCAAACCCUGACGAAUGCCUUCACUCGACCCUUCAAGCUGCUGGCCACCCAGCCCAUUGUCCAAGUCCUCUCGCUGUACCUCAUGUUCCUGUACGGCAUGAUAUACCUGAUCUUCUCGACCUUCCCGACCCUGUUCGCGACCAAGUACGGCGAGACCCCAGGCAUCAUCGGCCUCAACUACAUCUCCAUCGGCGUCGGCUUCUUCCUGGGGACCCAGGUCUGCGCCCCGUUGCAGGACCGCGUCUACGCAGCCCUCAAGCGUCGCUAUGUGCCCGACGGAGGACCAGGGCGGCCAGAGUUCCGCGUCCCCAUGAUGAUUCCGGGCGCGCUGCUCGUCCCCAUCGGCAUCUUCAUCUACGCGUGGACGGCCGAGGUGCCCACGCACUGGAUCGGGCCCAACGUCGGCGCGGCCGUGUUUGGCUUCGGCUCCAUUAUCGGAUUCCAGUGCGUGCAGGGAUACAUUGUCGAUUCGUACACGCGGUACGCCGCCAGUGCCGUGGGCGCCAUCACCGUGCUUCGCAGCCUGGCUGGCUUCGGGUUCCCGCUGUUUGCCCCGACAAUGUAUAGGAAUCUAGGGUAUGGGAUGGGCGGCACCGUGCUAGCCAUCAUCUCCAUUGUUAUUGGGUGGCCGGCGCCGUUUUUGCUCUGGAAGUAUGGUGCUGCGUUGAGAGCGAGGAGCAAGUUUAGUGCUGGGCCGUGA